AUGGACAAAAAAGUUUAUUAUACUUCUUUAAAAUCUCUUCAACAUAUUGUUCUGUUGUUGAUGUUUUGUUGUAUAAAAACAAGUGUAUCAUUGCUGUGUUAUAAUUGUUCUGCCACUCAGAAUGAAUGGAAUGGAUGUGGUGGUGAUUUUGUUCACUCGGUUUUAUUGUUUAAUAGCACAAGACAUUUCUUAGUUAACUGUUCAGAAGAAAAUGCCAUGUGCUUCGUAAGAUCAUGGAUGGCAAGGGCACAUAAUUCGUGGUUGGUUCAACGAGGCUGUUAUCUACCCAGUAAAAACGACGCCUUACCGCAUUCAAUGUCUUUACCCACAAGAGCUAUGACAUGUAAACACGAAAGGCUUGCUGAUGCUGAGUAUAAAGUUUGUCUUUGUAAAGCGGAUUGGUGUAAUUCAGGAAACUCCGUAAAUCCUUACCAGCUAGAAUUAGUACUUAGUGUAUCACUACUAUACUAUCAAAUUUAG
Molecule: messenger RNA, 480 nt
Organism: Bombyx mandarina (wild silkworm)
Lineage: Eukaryota; Metazoa; Arthropoda; Insecta; Lepidoptera; Bombycidae
Biological process (GO): regulation of synaptic transmission, cholinergic; sleep; positive regulation of voltage-gated potassium channel activity
Source: RefSeq, a predicted model, not a curated record